Molecule: messenger RNA, 870 nt
Organism: Folsomia candida
Lineage: Eukaryota; Metazoa; Arthropoda; Collembola; Entomobryomorpha; Isotomidae
Product: glycine-rich cell wall structural protein
Exons: 10
Coding region: 141-560 (139 amino acids)
Source: RefSeq, a predicted model, not a curated record
AAUUCAAAUGAGACAAUUGGGCAGAAAGAAGUGAUUAUGGAGAAUCCGUAUAAAAGGACUAAAAUGGUAUCCAGAUGGCAUCAGUUCACUCUCAGCUCUUACUUGAGAUUAGAAAUUGAAUCAUCAUACAUUUUCCAAAAAUGAAGUCCAUGAUUGCUGUCGUCGCCCUUUUCGCCUGUGUGGCACUUGUGUCCGCUGCUGCUGAGGAGAAGAAGGAAGAGCUUCAAACUGCGGAAGGAAACUUGUACGGUGGUCUCGGAUAUGGGGGUGGACUGGGAGGCUACUAUGGAGGUGCUGGACUUGGAAGAUAUGGUGGAUACGGUGGAUAUGGUCUUGGGGGAUUAGGAUAUAAAGGGGGUUUGGGUGGAUAUGGAGGUUAUGGUGGUUACGGUCUCGGCGGCGGAUAUGGCAUUGGAGGUCUUGGAGGACUUGGUUAUGGGGGGUACGGUCUGGGUGGGUACGGGGGUUAUGGUGUCGGCGGUCUUGGAGGUUAUGGAGCUUAUGGCGGAGGUCUUGGCUAUGGUGGUUACGGGGGACACCGAGGUGGUUUUUACGGGUAACAAUCUGUCAACCCCGACACGAGCGAUAACAUAUUUUUUUAUACCUGAUGAUGCCAUCAAUUCGAAACAAUCUCAAAAUUGUGCCCACUAUUAUUGUUUUUUUUUGUGAGACUGCAAUGCAACCCUUACUAAUAUUACAACAGUAUUUAAUUCUCAUAUUUAAGUCCCGUCCCUUAAAAAAACCCGUGAACAUUCUAUUCAAGUUUGUUUUACAAUAUAUGAAAAUAUACUCAGCUAGCCAACAUUGAUCAUGAUCCUAAAUUGUUCUACUAUAUAAUAAAACACAAAGUAUGUACUCAAGAAAAAAUUA